UUCAGGUGGAAGCAUAUGAAGCUGUAAAGUCUACUAAACAUUUAUUAGUAAUAAACACACUCGAGCAGUUAUGGCGCUUCCUCAGCACGUACCCGUCCAAGUUUUUCCUCAAGAUUUCGCAUGGGGAGCUGCUACUGCCGCGUAUCAAAUAGAAGGUGGCUGGAAUAUGGAUGGUAAAGGCCCCAGCAUAUGGGACACUUUCUGCCAUGCUAAAGGUCGAGUGUUUGAAAACCACUCUGGAGAUGUGGCAUGUAACAGCUACCAGCUUUGGGAUGAAGAUCUGAAGUGUAUUAAACAGCUGGGGCUUACUCACUACCGCUUGUCCUUCUCUUGGUCACGGCUGCUCCCUGAUGGAACCACAAGUUUUGUCAAUCCGAAAGGUGUACAAUAUUAUAACAAGGUGAUUAACGACCUAAUUAGCAAUGCUGUUACGCCCAUGGUCACCCUAAACCACUUUGACCUGCCUCAGGCCCUCCAGGAUGUUGGUGGAUGGAAAUCUCCACAGAUUGCAGACUUUUUUGACAACUACGCCCGGUUUUGCUUUAAGACCUUCGGCGACAGGGUGAAGCUCUGGCUUACGAUAAAUGAGCCAAUUAUUUACGCUAAACUUGGCUAUGAGAAGGGACUUUUUGCCCCAGGCCUCAAGGAGCUUGGAACCUCUGUCUACCUAGUAGCUCACAACAUGCUUCGUGCUCAUGCUAAAGCCUGGCAUAGCUAUGAUGCUCACUUCAGACAUGAGCAGAAAGGGAAGGUGUCUAUAGCUCUUAACAGUGACUGGGCUGAACCUUUGGAUCCAAGCCUUCCUGGAGAUGUAGCUGCCACAAAGCGUUACAUGAAUUUCGAGUUGGACUGGUUUACUUGCCCUUUAUUUGGCACAGGGGACUAUCCAGAGUCCAUGAAGUGCAGGAUUGAGGCCCAGAACCGGGAACUAGGAUUCACUGGGGGUGAACGGUUGCCCAAGUUUUCAGAAGAUGAGCCAAAGCCUUUGGGCACGGCAGAUUUUUUUGCACUAAACUACUAUACAUCACGAAAAGUGAAGGAGAUGACCUCUUGUUCUAGUGAAGUUAGUCUUGCAGGCGACCUGGGAGCUGAGCGUGUAAUGGAUCCCUCAUGGCCAGUGUCUGGGGUGUCCUGGCUUGCUGUGGUGCCUGAAGGACUUCGGAAGUUGCUGAAAUACAUAAAGGAGACCUGCAACAAUCCUGCUGUUUACAUAACUGAAAAUGGCUUCUCACAGGUGGGGCCUGUGGAGCUGGAAGACUCUGACCGCUGCCAGUUUUAUCAGGACACUUUGCUGGAAGUAUCCAAAGCUGUUAGCAAAGAUGGUGUAAAUGUGAGAGGAUAUUUUGCCUGGUCAUUGCUGGAUAACUUUGAGUGGUCAGAUGGCUUCAGCGUGCGAUUUGGUCUCUUUCAUGUGGAUUUCUGCAGCACUGAAUGUAAACGCACUAUGUACCGUUCUGGUAAAGAAUAUAAAGCUAUUAUACAGAGACAUGGUACCAACAUCAAGGUAGAGAGUGGUAAAGGUUCAAAAUGACUGGGAGGAAAAACAAUCACCAAACAGUACUUUUUAAAUACAUGAUUCUUAAAUGGACAAAUACAUGUUUUUUGCUUUGUCAGAUUAAAAUUGUACUUAAUUUCAUAUUGAAAUCACAAGCAUAAAAGCUAAUUAGUAUCAGGCUAUGAGUUUCUCAAAAUUUGAGCAUUAAUUGAGGGUACUGAUUCUACUGGUAUUACAAGACAAAUAUGGAAUUUUAAAUGCUUGGCUGAUCAAUUACAACACUAAAAUUUUCAGCCUGUAAAACUUUAAUAUAUUGACAUGAAUUCCAGAAUAAAUAACUGCUCUGAUUUUGUACAGUUACUAUUCUGUUUAUUAUUUGAUAUUUGAUUAACAGGACAGGCAGGGUAAGUCUGCUUGUGUUUUGUGAUCUUACACUGCCACUAUGUGGUGGAAACUGGUAUCACAGGUACAGAUACAGCUUCUUUAAUAAGUUGCUCUUGGUCCUUAAAGUGGUUGUAUCAGACGAAGAUUCGUCCUGGUUGGUGUAUAAACCAUGAGCUAUCAGUAAGCAAUGAACAGUAUCUACCACAUUACAAACUAGUUAAAAUACCAUUGUACCUAAAAAAAAACAUUGUACAUUGUCAAGUUAUGUGGUUAUUCAUAACGUUUUGAUACAAUAUAAAAUACUGUUGAUGUUUCAUAAUCAUUAAUGAUGAUUUCAUUAUUCAUAAUUCAUCAUUAUUUUUCUAACAGUUAACAUAAGUUUGUAAAGGGAAAUGUAUA
Messenger RNA from Trichomycterus rosablanca, 2278 nucleotides. RefSeq names its product cytosolic beta-glucosidase (gene gba3). Lineage: Eukaryota; Metazoa; Chordata; Actinopteri; Siluriformes; Trichomycteridae. Gene Ontology annotation, molecular function: beta-galactosidase activity; beta-glucosidase activity; glycosylceramidase activity. Gene Ontology annotation, biological process: carbohydrate metabolic process; glycosylceramide catabolic process. The coding region runs from base 71 to 1531 and encodes 486 amino acids. The transcript is spliced from 5 exons. Gene Ontology annotation, cellular component: cytosol. The record is from RefSeq and is a predicted model, not a curated record.